CUUGUUUUUAACUAUAAUUUUCAUUAUUAGUUUUAGUUUAUCAAUUUGAUAAUUGAUAAAAUGAUUGUGUCAUAUAGUCAUCAAUCUAUUUUACUAAGAAUCGAAUAGGAAAUUUUUUUUUUUGUAUUCAAUUUUGGCAUUUAGUCAAUCAACGAAUUAAAUUUUUACAAGAAAAUAAUGCAACAUCCCUCGGGUUUACCACAGCAUAUGCGUAAAUUUCUUCCAUCAUUAUCUGGUAUGUCAAGACCACCACCAUCUUCUGGACGAUUAUUAACCUCGAAACAUUUUGCAUUGCGGAGAAAAUCUGAUCGUGAUUUUACACCUGCCCAUUGGUCACAAUAUUUUACCGCUCAACAAGAUAUUACCAUUAAUGAUGGCGAUGUUUUCCGUGUUUAUAUACAUGAACAAGCUGAAUCAGUAGAUCACAUGCCUCUGUUGCUGCUAUUACAUGGUGGAGGUUUCAGUGCACUUACCUGGUCAUUAUUUGUUAAAUCAUUGGUUGAAAUUUGUCAUGUUCGUAUAAUGGCCAUCGAUAUUCGUGGCCAUGGUUCAACACGGUCGGCAAAUGAUGAAGAUCUAAGCAUUGCCACAAUGGUCAAUGAUAUUACUCAGGUAUUACUGAAAAUGUUUGAUGAAUCGAUGCCAGAACUUAUCCUAAUGGGCCACAGUAUGGGUGGAGCAUUGGCAGCUCAUUUUGCUGAUAAAUGUUGCGAAUCAUCGAUUAAUUCACGAAUACUUGGAUUGAUUGUGAUUGAUGUUGUCGAAGGAACGGCUAAACAAGCAUUAUCUCAGAUGCAACAAGUACUUCAAUCACGACCUUCUGGUUUUAAAUCCAUCGAACAAGCAAUCGAAUGGUGUGUUCGUAGUAAUCAAACAAAGAAUUUAGAAUCUGCUAGAAUUUCGAUGCCUGGACAGAUUAAACACAGUCAAACUGGAAUUUGUGCAGCCGAUUUGGUGGCAGAAAGUAGACCAGAAACACCUGAAGAAUCCCAUCAUACUGAUAGUAUGCCCGCAAAUUCAUUUGGUCUAUCGACAUUAAGUGAAAAUUCACCCACAAAAGAAGAUAAAACGGUUAUCGCUACACCGGAUGACCAUCAAUUAUCAAUCAAACAAUUUGUUUGGCGAAUUAAUCUGGCUCAUACAGAACCAUUCUGGAUGGAAUGGUUUGAUAAUCUGUCACAAAUAUUUCUCAAUUCCAAAGGUGGUGCCAAACUUUUAUUAUUGGCCGGUGUAGAUCGUCUAGAUGGUCCAAUGACCGUGGGUCAAAUGCAAGGUAAAUUUCAAAUGCAAAUUCUUCCACGUGUUGGUCACGUCAUACAGGAAGAUGAUCCUGAUUCGGUGGCACAAGUUGUCGCUACCUAUCUAUGUAGAAAUCGUUUCUCAACUCCCAAGAUGGAAUUCGAACGUCCAUUUCCUUCUUGUUAAUAAUUAACAAUUAUUAAUAAUUGAUAAUUUGUAUUUACAUGAUACAAUAAAUGAUAAUUAUUAAAUGAUAUAA
Messenger RNA from Dermatophagoides farinae (American house dust mite), 1498 nucleotides. RefSeq names its product protein phosphatase methylesterase 1. Gene Ontology annotation, biological process: protein demethylation. Gene Ontology annotation, molecular function: protein methylesterase activity. Lineage: Eukaryota; Metazoa; Arthropoda; Arachnida; Sarcoptiformes; Pyroglyphidae. The record is from RefSeq and is a predicted model, not a curated record.